CAUUUUUUCCUCAAAAAACACUUACUACUACAACAGCAGCCAUGGCAGACAAGCCUGACAUUCGCAGCAUGGCUGCCGUGAUCAAGAGCGCAGACAUGUUUGAGGACAUGCAGUCGGACGCCAUCGAGGUUGCCAAGACGGCGAUGGAGUCGUUCCAGGUGGAGAAGGACAUUGCCGCGCACAUCAAGAAGGCCUUUGACCAAAAGCACAACCCGACCUGGCACUGCAUCGUCGGCCGCUCGUUCGGCUCGUUCGUCACCCACGAGACCAAGCACUUUAUCUACUUUUACCUCAAUAACACAGCCGUCCUCCUCUUCCGCUCGGGUUGAGCGCGUUUCGUGAUGUGAUGGCCUCGCUUGACUCGUUUUUACUUCUUUUUUCUCUCUCUCUCGCUUCUCUGCCCUGCCGAUCGUGCUCCGUUCGGGCAUCCGUCGUCCAUUCUCAGCUUUGCCGCUUCGUUCUCACACUGCUGUGAAUCCCCCGCGCUUUUUCCGUUGUGCUUUCUGCGCUCGUUGUAAACCAGCAAAGGGAAAAAAAAAAAAAAAAAAUCAAAGUUUGACAGGUCGACACA
Messenger RNA from Capsaspora owczarzaki ATCC 30864, 571 nucleotides. RefSeq names its product cytoplasmic dynein light chain. Gene Ontology annotation, cellular component: cytoplasmic dynein complex. Gene Ontology annotation, molecular function: dynein intermediate chain binding; dynein light intermediate chain binding. The coding region runs from base 42 to 329 and encodes 95 amino acids. Gene Ontology annotation, biological process: cilium assembly; microtubule-based process. NCBI's taxonomy places the organism in Eukaryota, Filasterea, Ministeriida, Capsasporidae. The transcript has a single exon. The record is from RefSeq and is a predicted model, not a curated record.